GCUAUUUCCCUGUUUUAUGAGCUCUCUGAGAACGACCUGGCCUUCAUCAAGCAGAGCAAGGAUGGCUCUGGCUUCUUGAUCAACCUGAUCGACUCCCCCGGGCACGUGGACUUCUCCUCGGAGGUCACCGCGGCUCUGCGCGUCACCGACGGCGCCCUGGUCGUGGUGGACUGUGUCUCUGGCGUGUGUGUGCAGACAGAGACCGUGCUGCGUCAGGCCAUCGCCGAGAGGAUCAAGCCCGUGCUGAUGAUGAACAAGAUGGACCGGGCACUGCUGGAGCUGCAGCUGGAGCCAGAGGAGCUCUACCAGACCUUCCAGCGCAUCGUGGAGAACGUCAACGUCAUCAUCUCCACCUACGGAGAGGGAGAGAGCGGCCCCAUGGGAAACAUCAUGGUGAGUGGGUUUGGAAUGAUCCACCUUGGGGAGAGGGAGCAGUUGCCUCCUCAGGAAUUGUUUCUGGAGUGGAGGAGUGAGAGUGGGAUAUCAAAGGUGCCUCAGCUCCCCGGGUUUGUGGUGGCUUGGGGCUCUU
This is a messenger RNA of Manacus vitellinus (golden-collared manakin), 529 nucleotides long. Its product is annotated as elongation factor 2-like. Gene Ontology annotation, molecular function: ribosome binding; GTPase activity; translation elongation factor activity. Gene Ontology annotation, biological process: translational elongation. The annotation marks the transcript as partial. Gene Ontology annotation, cellular component: ribonucleoprotein complex; cytosol. Lineage: Eukaryota; Metazoa; Chordata; Aves; Passeriformes; Pipridae. The transcript has 2 exons. The record is from RefSeq and is a predicted model, not a curated record.